CCCUUCGUCGUCGUCGCCAGUCGUUUUGGCAAGAUGGCGUCGAAAUAAUGUAAAGUUAAGUUUGGUUAUACAGUGGUAAACAAACUAUGACAGCUCGCUCAUCGAGUCAUGAGCGACUCUUGCACCCCCGAAGAGGGGGUCAAAGAAGAGAGCGAAUAUUUACUAUUUCAAGAUUUACCAACAGAUGUCCUUUUGGCCAUUUUCCGAUAUUGUGAUACUCGCUCACUGCUGAGCCUUAGUCAGACUUGCAAACGCAUCAACAGCAUUAUCAGUGAAGACUUCGUCUGGCUUGAACGAAGCAGAAAAGUCAAUGUUUCCAAUCAGGUUUCCGACGAAAUUAAGAGCAGAUCAUUUUCCAUUUUACCCUGUAAAGAACGAUGCCGCAUAUCUCAAAACUGGAACUCAGGACGAUAUCAAGAGACUAUAUACCUAAAUAAUAGAACUAAGUUUAUGCCAUGGCUCCAACUGGAAAGAGAUAUUCUGUGGUUUAGCAGAGGAAGGCAAAUUUUAGCUUUAAAAAGAAGAUUGAAUGCCAUUGGGUGUGUUCCCUCUCUGUCUUUUGUACCUCACCGAGAAGAUGUCAGCCGAUUUGUAGUUAAGAGUGGAAUGGUUGUGAGUGGUGGAAGAGAUGGAUCUCUAUCGGCAUGGAACUUACGACAGAACAAAAAAUGUUCAGAGGAGAGGUAUGCUCACAAUUCAGACAUAACUGAUGUUGAUUAUGAUGGCCAUCAAGUCAUAGUUACAGCUUCAAAGGACGAAACCAUAAAGGUAUGGAGCUUAGAAGAUGACAAAAUUAAGCCAAAAAUGUCUGUUGCUACUGAUGAUAGAGUUUGGACAGUAGCUCUGCAGCCUGGUUCGAGUUCAAUGCUCUGCUAUGGUAUGUCAGGGCAUCAUCACACAAAACCACCUCUGUGUUUGUACAACGUAGAAAGAUGUCAAAUGGCGUCUUUGAAGUAUCCAGUAAUCAAACGGGGUGCUGGAAUUCUUGAUGUUGUUUGGGAGGAUCCUAAUACCCUUGUUUCAUGUGGUUAUGAUAGCAUAGUUCGAAUGUGGGAUAUCAGAACUCUUUCAUGCGUCCGAUUCUGGUCCGAUCCAUUUGAUGUUGUUCUAUACUCUCUGGCGUCAGACUAUAGCCACUCUCUACUCUGUGGCACAGCUCAGCAUGGGCGUGUCCAGAUGUGGGACAAAAGACACACCAGGUCUCUUCAAAUGUACUUUAUGAACAGUGAUCAUAGUAGCCCUGUGUACAGUCUUCAAUUUGACCCCACACAUCUUUAUGUGGCUUUAGAUCAGUCUCUAAAUAUGAUGGAUUUCUCAGGAUUUCGAAACAGAGCAUGGCAAAUUGCCAAGGACUAUCGUCAUUUUUAUGUACAUUCUCAAGUCUUGUGACCUCAUGAUUUUAACAGUUUCAGAUAUUGAACCGUUAAUAGCCUAUUAAAUGUUCAUUGUACAAUGAUAUAGUAAUUUAUUAUUAUUUGCAAAAGAGUUGUGACCCUUAUUUUAAUUGUGAUGCCAUUCUCAGUGAUCCAAAAUUGUAGGUCCCUAAAAAUCAAUACCAAUACCCUAGCCUGGAUUUUGUUUUUUAUAAAGUAACUCUAUUUAUUAUCUGUGAUCUGUAGCAAAAGAGAGCUGCCAAAAUCUCUACUUAAAGGGGCUGAUUCUUUUGCAAACUGCCUGUCUUGGUUACUGUAAUAAUUUUAAAGACAGUAUACUCUGGAUCAUGUUAUUCAGGAUAUAUCUUGUUAUUGUUGUGUUAAUGAUUGUUUUGUACAUCACAGAGAGUAUAGUGGUCUCAAGGGUGUAGCCUGUAACCACCUCAAUAAUUGUAACUACAGAAUAUGCAUGUAGUACCACAUCUAAUUAGUUGUUUGUUGAUUCAUUCCACCUCUGGUGCAUGUACUGAAUGAAUAAUAGAAAUAUUAUUUUAAAGUUA
This is a messenger RNA of Frankliniella occidentalis (western flower thrips), 1933 nucleotides long. RefSeq names its product F-box/WD repeat-containing protein 4. The transcript is spliced from 8 exons. Gene Ontology annotation, biological process: SCF-dependent proteasomal ubiquitin-dependent protein catabolic process. Bases 109 to 1389 code for a protein of 426 amino acids. NCBI's taxonomy places the organism in Eukaryota, Metazoa, Arthropoda, Insecta, Thysanoptera, Thripidae. Gene Ontology annotation, molecular function: protein binding. Gene Ontology annotation, cellular component: SCF ubiquitin ligase complex. The record is from RefSeq and is a predicted model, not a curated record.